Cavia porcellus (domestic guinea pig) is the source of this 3504-nucleotide messenger RNA. RefSeq names its product FHF complex subunit HOOK interacting protein 1B (gene Fhip1b). The record is from RefSeq and is a predicted model, not a curated record. Bases 329 to 3343 code for a protein of 1004 amino acids. Gene Ontology annotation, biological process: endosome organization; lysosome organization; early endosome to late endosome transport. Gene Ontology annotation, cellular component: FHF complex. Lineage: Eukaryota; Metazoa; Chordata; Mammalia; Rodentia; Caviidae. The transcript is spliced from 12 exons.
CGCUGGGCGGUUACGUGUGGUGCGUGGGGGCGCGGGCUGCGUGUAGCGCGGGGCGGGGCGCGGCUGUAGCGCCUGGAGAGCGAUGGCGGCGGCCUGAACUCACCUUAGCACAUCCACGACUACAGGCCCUGGCCCAGAUUUGCAAGUCUGGACUGGGCAGUGACCUCUGGGCUAGUUAUUCCAGUCUGGUAUAAUCUUUGGCUCCAUGGCCAGUUACUGGCUGCAACAGACCAGAUGAAGCAGAUUGGAGACAGAAGUGGAGAAAGCCUCCAGCUGGCAUAUCCUCAGAGUGUAAUCCUCUGGCUGCUGGCCCUGCCCAGCCUGCCUCAUGGAGAGGAUGAACUGGCUGAGCAGACUAGCCUCCCGGGUCCCCGGACACCGUGUACCUCAAGGGGCCAAUCUUCAGGCUCCUGUCAUGGCUGACCCUGAGACUUGCCUCAUGGUCUUCAAGAAUCACUGGUCCCAGGUGGUGCGAAUCCUGGAGCGGCAAGGCCCUCGAGUAGUUCCUGGAGGUGCAGAUGAUCUCAGUGCUGUGCGCAACCACACUUAUCAAAUGUUAACACUGCUGGCAGAGGAUCGUGCUGUCCCUUCGGCUCCCACAGGCCCUGGGCCCCUGCUGGAAUUUGCUCUGCGUGAAGAUCUGCUGACCCGUGUGUUGGCAUGGCAGCUGCAGUGGGAUGAGUUUGGGGAUGGGGUCGAGGAACGACGUGCUGAACAACUAAAAUUAUUUGAGAUGCUAGUGAGCGAAGCUCGUCAGCCUCUGCUGCGGCAUGGUCCAGUUCGUGAAGCUCUGCUCACACUUCUGGAUGCCUGUGGCCACCCUGUGCCUAGUAGCCCAGCACUGGAUGAAGGCCUGGUGCUACUUCUCAGCCAGCUGUGUGUUUGUGUGGCCCAGGAACCUUCAUUGCUCGAGUUCUUCCUGCAACCACCUCCUGAGCCAGGAGCUGCUCCACGUCUUCUCCUCUUUUCUCGCCUUGUCCCUUUUGUCCAUCGAGAGGGAACCCUAGGCCAGCAGGCCCGCGAUGCCCUGCUUCUGCUCAUGGCUUUGUCAGCUGGGAGCCCUACUGUGGGCCGUUACAUCGCAGAUCACUCUUACUUCUGCCCGGUGCUGGCCACAGGGCUAAGUGCCCUGUACUCCUCACUGCCCCGAAAGAUCGAGGUUCCAGGGGAUGAUUGGCACUGCUUGCGUCGGGAAGACUGGCUGGGAGUGCCAGCCCUUGCACUGUUCAUGAGUUCCCUGGAGUUUUGCAAUGCAGUCAUUCAGGUGGCUCACCCUCUGGUGCAGAAACAGCUGGUUGACUAUAUUCACAAUGGGUUCCUAGUGCCUGUCAUGGGCCCUGCUCUGCACAAGACCUCUGUGGAGGAGAUGAUCGCCAGUACUGCCUAUCUGGAACUUUUCCUGCGUAGUAUCUCAGAGCCUGCAUUGCUCCGUACCUUCCUGCGAUUCCUGUUGUUACACCGGCAUGAUGCCCACACCAUCCUUGACACUCUUGUCGCCCGUAUUGGCAGCAACUCCCGGCUCUGCAUGGUCUCUCUGAGUCUCUUCAGGACCCUCCUGAACCUCAGCUGUGAGGAUGUCCUGCUGCAGCUGGUUCUCAGGUAUCUUGUUCCAUGUAACCAUGUGAUGCUAAGCCAGAAGCCAGCUGUACGUGAUGUGGAUCUCUAUGGACGAGCAGCUGACAAGUUUCUUUCCCUAAUCCCACGCUGCUGUCGGCACAGUGCUCCUAGCCCACCUCGUCCAGAGCAUGCCUCAUGGGCACGAGCUGGGCCGAGCAGAGAGGCAGGGAGAAGGGAGGACAUCAUGGAACUCUGUCUCCUUGGUUCCUCUUAUGCUCUUUUCCCCUCUGAAGGCCCAGGAAGCCCAAGUGUUGAUUCUUCUUCUGUGGUGACAGUGCCUCGGCCCUCCACACCAUCUCGUCUGGCUCUCUUUCUUCGGCAGCAGAGCCUGAGUGGCUCUGAGUCCCCAGGUCCAGUCCCUCAUUCGCCAGGGCUUGCUGCAUCUCCAGCCUCCAGCCCUGGCCGGCGGCCCAACCCUGCAGAGGAGCCCGGUGAGCUGGAAGACAAUUACCUGGAGUAUCUGCGUGAGGCACGCCGUGGUGUGGACCGCUGUGUCCGAGCCUGCCGUACCUGGUCUGCCCCUUAUGAUGGCGAGCGUCCCCCUCCUGAGCCUAGUCCACUUGGCUCUCGGACUAAGAAACGCAGUCUACUGCCUGAAGAGGACAGGGACGAUGUGGGGCAAGGGGAGGAGGAAGAGCUGGGGAGUAGGGGGCUGUCUGGGAGUGUAGGGGAGGGCCCUGCCCACCUGCCUCCUCCCCAGCUCAAUGGAGUGCCAGGACCAUGGCCUGAGGGAGCCAAGAAGGUUCGUCUGGUGCCAUGUCUGGUGCCACAGGAGGGAGCCAGGGAACUGCUAGAGGGUACUUCUGAGAGUAUGGCAGGACUAGAGAGCUUUGGGCAAGAGCUCCAUGAGCUGGAAUUGGCAUUGAGCAAUGGUGGAGCUGGCUCAGAGCAUCCUCUAGAGCCUCCACUACCUCUUGAGGAGGAGGAGGCCUAUGAGAGCUUCACCUGUGCCCCUGAGCCCCCUGGCCCUUUCCUCAGCAGCCCUUUGCGGACUCUCAACCAGCUGCCGAGCCAGCCUUUCACUGGCCCCUUCAUGGCUAUGCUCUUUGCCAAACUUGAGAACAUGCUGCAGAACUCCGUCUAUGUCAACUUCCUGCUGACGGGGCUGGUGGCCCAGCUGGCCUGUCACCCCCAGCCCCUGCUCCGCUCUUUCCUGCUCAACACCAACAUGGUCUUCCAGCCCAGUGUCAAGUCCCUGCUGCAGGUGCUGGGUUCUGUGAAGAAUAAGAUUGAGAGCUUUGCAGCCUCCCAGGAGGACUUCCCAGCAUUGCUAUCCAAAGCCAAGAAGUACCUCAUUGCCCGUGGCAAGUUGGACUGGGCUGAGGGUCCUACAACAGGACCUGCCCCCCGCUGCUCCGACCCCCUAGUGAAGAGCCGGAGGCCGUCCUUGGGGGAGUUACUCCUGCGGCAUGCACACAGUCCAACAAGGGCCCGGCAGGCGACACAGGUCCUUCAGCCUGGGCGAGACGGAACUGGACUUGGCCUAGGUGGGGGCUCCCCUGGGGCAUCGACUCCAGUUCUAAUUCCCAAGGGCGGGGCCCCAGAGCGCCAAGGUGAGGCUCUGCGAGUCAAGAAUGCUGUCUACUGUGCAGUCAUUUUCCCUGAGUUUCUCAAGGAGCUGGCUGCCAUCUCCCAAGCCCAUGCUGUCACCUCGCCUUUCUUGUUGGAUUCUUCAGAGGAGGGAUCAGGCCCUCCCAUCUCAGGCUUUGGGGCCCUCAAUCCUUAAUUUUCUUCCAUGGACAAUCAGGGCCGUAAGUGACCUGGGCUGAGGCCAGGGCACAGGCUCCUUUUUAUGUUUGGAGGCAGUGGCAAAAUAACUUUUUAAUUUAUUUCAGAUGAAUGUUUUAUGGAGAACUUAUUGCAAUAUGUAUAAAAGGGAAAUCUCUA